This is a messenger RNA of Podospora anserina S mat+, 4704 nucleotides long. RefSeq lists its product as uncharacterized. The coding region runs from base 1 to 4704 and encodes 1567 amino acids. Gene Ontology annotation, biological process: chorismate biosynthetic process; aromatic amino acid biosynthetic process. The transcript is spliced from 2 exons. Lineage: Eukaryota; Fungi; Ascomycota; Sordariomycetes; Sordariales; Podosporaceae. Gene Ontology annotation, cellular component: cytoplasm. Gene Ontology annotation, molecular function: shikimate kinase activity; 3-dehydroquinate dehydratase activity; shikimate 3-dehydrogenase (NADP+) activity. The record is from RefSeq and is a predicted model, not a curated record.
AUGACAAGUUCUACCGGGUCGGGUCCCACGCGGAUCUCGAUUUUGGGCAAAGACGACAUCAUCGUCGACCAUGGCAUCUGGCUCGACUUUGUGACUCACGACCUCCUCCAAAACAUCCCCUCGUCCACCUACGUCCUCAUCACCGACACAAACCUCCACGACACCUACGUCCCUGCCUUCCAAGAGGUAUUCGAGAGGGCUGCUGGUCAAGAUGCCCGCCUCCUCACCUACACCAUCCCUCCCGGCGAGUACUCCAAGGGCCGCGAGACCAAGGCCGAGAUCGAGGACUGGAUGCUCUCCCACCAAUGCACCCGUGACACCGUCAUCAUCGCACUUGGUGGCGGCGUUAUUGGAGAUAUGAUCGGAUACGUGGCAGCCACCUUCAUGCGUGGUGUACGCUUCGUGCAGGUCCCUACGACACUGCUCGCCAUGGUCGACUCGUCCAUCGGCGGCAAGACGGCCAUUGACACCCCCAUGGGGAAGAACUUGGUUGGUGCCUUCUGGCAACCACGCCGCAUCUACAUUGAUCUUGCCUUCCUCGAGACUCUCCCCGUGCGUGAGUUCAUCAAUGGCAUGGCCGAGGUCAUCAAGACUGCUGCCAUCUGGAACGAGACCGAGUUCACCGCCCUCGAAGACAAUGCCCCUGCCAUUCUCGAAGCUAUUCGUUCCAAGCCCACGGGGACUGGUGCUCGCUUGGCUCCUAUUCGUGACAUCUUGAAGCGCAUUGUUCUGGGCUCAGCCGGUGUCAAGGCCGAGGUUGUGUCGGCUGAUGAAAGAGAGGGUGGGUUGCGCAACCUGCUCAACUUUGGCCACUCCAUUGGUCAUGCCUAUGAAGCUAUCCUGACUCCCCAGGUGUUGCAUGGCGAGUGCGUCGCCAUCGGAAUGGUCAGGGAGGCCGAGCUCGCCCGUUUCCUUGGUGUCCUUCCUCCCGGUGCUGUCGCUCGUUUGACAAAGUGCAUCGCCAGCUACGAGUUGCCCACCUCUCUUCACGACAAGCGCAUCGUCAAGCUGACAGCUGGAAAGGAGUGCCCUGUCGAUGUUCUCUUGCAAAAGAUGGGUGUCGACAAGAAGAACGACGGCCGCAAAAAGAAGGUCGUGCUCCUGUCGGCCAUCGGCAAGACGUACGAGCCCAAGGCUACCGUGGUGGAAGAUCGGGCUAUUCGCAUCGUCCUCUCUCCAUCCGUCCGGGUGACUCCCGGCGUGCCAAAGGGUCUCAAUGUUAGUGUCACUCCCCCAGGAUCCAAGAGUAUCUCCAACCGCGCUCUUGUGCUCGCGGCUAUGGGCGAGGGAACAACUCGUAUCAAGGGUCUGCUCCACUCCGAUGACACGCACUACAUGUUGACUGCCAUUGCUCAGCUCCAAGGUGCCACUUACACGUGGGAAGAGGCAGGUGAGGUCCUUGUCGUCAAGGGCAGAGGAGGAAAGCUGCUGGCCAGCAACGAGCCUUUGUAUCUCGGCAAUGCGGGCACCGCCUCUCGCUUCCUCACAUCUGUUGUGGCCCUCUGCUCGCCCACCGACACCACCACAUCCACUGUCCUCACUGGCAAUGCUAGAAUGAAGGUCAGACCAAUCGGCCCGCUUGUCGAUGCCCUUCGGUCCAACGGUGUGGCUGUCAAGUACCUGGAGAAGGAAAACAGCUUGCCAGUUCAGGUGGACGCUGUUAGCGGUUUCGCUGGUGGUGUGAUUGAGCUGGCUGCCACCAUCUCGUCGCAGUAUGUCUCUUCAAUCCUGAUGGCGGCUCCCUACGCCCGUCAGCCAGUGGUGCUCAAGCUGGUUGGAGGCAAGCCCAUCUCUCAGUUCUACAUCGACAUGACCAUUGCCAUGAUGGCUUCCUUUGGUGUCAAGGUCGAGCGCGAUGCUGAGGACCCCAACACCUACCAUAUCCCCCAGGGUUCUUACAAGAACCCCGAAGAGUACGUCGUGGAAAGCGACGCUAGCUCGGCCACGUACCCCUUGGCUGUGGCUGCCAUUACUGGCACGACCUGCACCAUCCCCAACAUUGGCCGCACAUCGCUCCAGGGAGAUGCUCGCUUUGCCGUCGACGUCCUCCGCCCCAUGGGCUGCACGGUCGAGCAGACCGACACCUCCACCACUGUCACCGGUCCCCCUGUGGGAGCCCUCAAGGCCAUUCCUCACGUAGACAUGGAACCUAUGACAGAUGCCUUCCUAACAGCCUCUGUCCUUGCUGCUGUUGCUUCAGGAACCACACAGAUUACUGGCAUUGCCAACCAAAGAGUGAAGGAGUGCAACCGCAUCAAGGCCAUGAAGGACGAGCUGGCAAAGUUCGGCGUGCACUGCUCCGAGCUCGAGGAUGGUAUUGAGGUCACCGGCAAGCCUUACAAGGAGCUGGCGAACCCCGAGCCCAUCUACUGCUAUGACGACCAUCGCGUUGCCAUGAGCUUCAGUGUUCUCUCCGUCCUGGCUCCCCACAAGGUUCUCAUCUUGGAGCGUGAGUGCACUGCCAAGACCUGGCCAGGUUGGUGGGACAUUCUGUCUCAAAAGUUCAACGUCCAUCUCGAGGGCGAAGAAGACCCUACGAAAAAGUGCACUGCCAAGUCUUCUCGUCCCAGCACCGACCGGUCCAUCUUUAUCGUUGGGAUGCGUGGUGCUGGCAAGUCUACUGCCGGCCGCUGGAUGUCGGAUAUCUUGAAGAGGCCAUUGAUCGAUCUUGACGUGGAGCUCGAAAAGAGAGAAAAGGCUACGAUCCCAGAAAUCAUUCGCAGCGAGCGAGGAUGGGAAGGGUUCAGAAAGGCUGAGCUGGAGCUCCUUGAAGAUAUGAUCAAGAACAACUCCAAGGGCCACGUCUUCUCUUGUGGCGGUGGUCUCGUUGAGACAGAGGCGGCACGCAAGCUGCUCAUUUCCUACCAAAAGAAUGGCGGCUCUGUUCUCCUGGUUCACCGGGACACUGACCAGGUUGUGGAGUACUUGAUGAGAGAUAAGACUCGCCCUGCCUACUCGGAAAACAUCCGUGAAGUCUACUACCGUCGCAAGCCAUGGUUCGAGGAGGUCAGCAAUUUCCAGUACCACAGCCCGCAUCACAAUGGCUCUGAAGAGGCGCCCGAAGACUUUAGCCGCUUCUUGUCAGUCAUCAGCGGCAGCUCUACUCACUUUGAGGAUGUCUUGGCCAAGAAGCACAGCUUUUUUGUCUCUCUGACCGUCCCUAAUGUGGCAAAGGCACUCGACAUCAUCCCCAAGGUGGUUGUCGGGUCCGAUGCUGUGGAGCUGCGUGUGGACUUGCUGGAGAGCUUGAAUCCAGAGUUUGUGGCAACUCAAGUCGCGCUUCUUCGGUCUGCUGCAAAGAUUCCUAUCGUCUACACAAUCCGUACAAUCAGCCAAGGGGGUAAGUUCCCCGAUGAUGACUACAAGCGUGCGCUUGAGCUCUACCAGAUCGGUCUUCGGACAGGAGUUGAGUAUCUCGACUUGGAGAUGACCAUGCCAGAGGAUGUCCUCCAGACUGUGACCGAGACAAAGGGCUUCACCCACAUCAUCGCGUCUCACCACGACCCCGAGAACAAGCUGUCUUGGAAGAAUGGCGGGUGGAUUCCUUUCUACAACAAGGCUCUGCAGUACGGAGAUGUCAUCAAGCUUGUGGGUAUGGCCCGCGAGGUUUCUGACAACUUCGACCUGACAAACUUCAAGAUGAGGAUGCUGGAGGCGCACAAGAAGCCCAUCAUCGCUUUGAACAUGGGCACCGCGGGCAAGCUUAGUAGGGUGCUCAACGGAUUCUUGACCCCGGUCUCUCACCCAGCUCUGCCAUCUAAAGCGGCACCUGGACAGCUCUCGGCAGCGGAGAUCAGGCAAGCAUUGUCUCUCGUUGGCGAGCUUGAGCCAAAGUCUUUCUAUCUGUUUGGAAAGCCCAUCUCAUCCUCGCGCUCUCCUGCGCUGCACAAUGGACUGUUUGCCCAGACCGGCCUUCCUCAUCAGUACUCACUGUUCGAGACAGACGUCGCUGCUGAUGUCAAGGACAUCAUCCGGUCUGCCGACUUUGGCGGUGCCUCUGUCACCAUCCCGCUCAAGCUCGACAUCAUUCCUUUACUGGACGAGGUAUCAGACGCCGCAACCGCCAUAGGAGCCGUGAACACCGUCAUCCCCGUCUCCCCAGAGGGCAGUGACAAGACCAUUCUCCGCGGAGAUAACACCGACUGGAUGGGCAUGGUCUUUUCUCUCCGGCAAGCCGGUAUCGCCCCUCGCACCAAGACCAACCCGGGCGCCGGCAUGGUGGUCGGAUCAGGCGGCACUACUCGCGCCGCCGUCUACGCCCUCCACGACCUUGGAUACUCGCCCAUCCACAUUGUCGCCCGCAGCCCGGAUCGCGUCAAGGCGAUUGCCGACUCCUUCCCUGAGGACUACAACAUCCAGACCUUGUCCACGCCUGAGGAGGUCAAAGCGGCGACGGAUGCCCUCCCGACGGUGGUUAUUAGUAGCAUCCCCGCCGACAAGCCCAUUGACCAGAGCAUGCGCGAGGUGCUGGUUGCUUCGCUGAGGCACCCUGCCAAGUCGGAGAAGGAGCCGCGGGUGCUGCUGGAAAUGGCUUACACGCCUCGCCACACGCCACUGAUGCAGCUGGCGGAGGAUGCGGGGUGGAAGACGAUUCCCGGGCUGGAGGUGCUGGCUGCUCAGGGUUGGUAUCAGUUCCAACUCUGGACAGGAGUCACCCCCUUGUACGCCGAUGCUAGGGCUGCUGUGAUGGGGGACUCGGAGUGA